This is a messenger RNA of Frankliniella occidentalis (western flower thrips), 2206 nucleotides long. It is a transcript of the gene vib, whose product is annotated as phosphatidylinositol transfer protein alpha isoform. Bases 150 to 968 code for a protein of 272 amino acids. Gene Ontology annotation, cellular component: cytoplasm. The record is from RefSeq and is a predicted model, not a curated record. Lineage: Eukaryota; Metazoa; Arthropoda; Insecta; Thysanoptera; Thripidae. Gene Ontology annotation, biological process: phospholipid transport. The transcript is spliced from 9 exons. Gene Ontology annotation, molecular function: phosphatidylcholine binding; phosphatidylinositol binding; phosphatidylcholine intramembrane carrier activity.
CACUCGCGGUGCGGUGGCGGACCUGUGUGUGUGCCAGUGUGCGUGUGUGAGUGAGUGUGCCGCGAGCUCCUACCCGUUCCACUCGUAGCCACCCGAGUCUCGUGCGAUAUUCCUUUCGUUUUAUUUCAUGAGUAGCACCCUAGUUUAGAAUGUUGAUCAAGGAAUUCCGUGUCACACUCCCACUUACCGUGGAGGAGUACCAAGUUGCUCAACUGUACUCCGUUGCAGAAGCUAGCAAAAAUGAAACGGGAGGAGGAGAGGGAAUUGAAGUCAUCAAAAAUGAACCGUUUGAUAAUUACCCUCUUCUCGGAGGCAAAUACUCAAAAGGGCAGUAUACCUAUAAGAUUUACCACUUAGCAAGUAAAGUACCCGCAUUCAUCAGAAUUCUAGCUCCAAAAGGCUCUCUAGAAAUCCAUGAAGAGGCCUGGAAUGCCUACCCCUACUGUAAAACUGUUAUCACGAAUCCUCAUUAUAUGAAGGAAAAGUUUAUGCUGGUUGUGGAGACACUCCAUGUUCCCGAUUCCGGCAAAUCCAACAAUGUUCAUGAGCUGCCUCCUGAGAAGCUGAAACAGAGGGAAGUCAUUCCAAUAGAUAUUGCCAAUGACCCAAUUGCUGCAGCAGACUACAAAAGCUCUGAAGACCCUAAAAUAUUUAAAUCAGAGAAAACUGGUCGAGGUCCUCUCACAGACGAAAAAUGGACGGAUAAGGUUAAUCCAGUUAUGACUUGUUACAAGCUAGUGACAGUUGAGUUCAAGUGGUUUGGCCUCCAGAACCGGAUAGAAAACUUCAUUCAGAAGGCAGAGCGAAGACUUUUUACAACAUUUCAUAGACAACUGUUCUGCUGGAUGGACCGCUGGCAUGGCUUGACAAUGGCAGAUAUUCGAGCUAUUGAAGAGAAAACCAAGGAAGAGUUAGACAAGCAACGGAAUGUCGGUUCAGUUCGUGGAAUGAAAGCAGAUUCAGAUUAAGAAGAUGCUCCUAUUAAAUUCCAAUGUUCCCAUUCACUUCAUCACAUUUUUAACAACAAUGUGCUGUUUUGUGUUUGGUGAUCUUAAUGAAAAUAGUUCAUAAUUUUUUUUCCAAACUUGGAACUUUUAAAGGAUUUUUGUUGAAGACUAAAUGCAAUCAAAUAUUGCUUUAGUUAUCAUGGUUAUUCUUAGUCUCAAUUGGAGUGAAUUAUUUGCUGGGCUCGUAACUUACCUGUAACGGUACAUGGCUAUGGUUGUAUUGCAAAGUUUGUCAAGUACCUGAGAGAUUGACAGGUCUGGUCAUUCCUCUCCCGAGAGAAAAAUACUGCUUGUUAUUCUGUCCUUUUAAUGAUAUUUUCUAUAUUGCUAUUGAGUGCAAUUGUAUUGUAUGCAGCUUCUGUUGAAACAUUUUGUUUACCCUAUGAUUUUUACUAAAUCAGUCCUGAUGUAUUGCAGGCAGUGUAAUCUUGUAAACAUUUUGUCUUCAAUGUUUUUUAAAAAUGAUUUCCCUCAUAGGGAAAUUGCAAUAUUUAAUUAAUUCAAAUAUUUUAUGUCAUAGUUUGUCUAAGAGCUGUUCGAAUGAAUUUUACUAAUACUUUCCUAUUGUCAUGAUGACAUCAAUGGAAGCCAUAUGCCUUUGAAUUAUUUUUUUCUUGGCUUCUAGGUAUUGAGCAGAUGAGAGAAGUGUGAAAGAUGUGUGGUGUGGUUUUGCCAGCUGCUAUUGAAAUGCUGCUGGGGCCUAUCAGUGUACAAAUUAGCAUCAAAUUAGUGUGGUGGGUAAAGGUUUUCAGGGUCAGCUCGUUUCCUAUCUCAGAAACAAUGAAUAUUGUUCUGAAGCUCAAAUAAAGUGCAGCUUGCUGCCCUUGUUUGCAGUUUAUGCACAUGUAAACUUCAGUCAUUUUUUUCUCAGGAGUGCAAAUGAAGAAUUUGUGGUGUGUGGCAUUACUGUGCUGUAGGAUAAAAUAAAUGCCAAAGAAAGUGUAGUUAUUCGUUCCUAAAGGGAAACUGAGACCCCUGUAGACCUUUUCCUAUAAGUCAUUUACCUCAUUUUAUAAAGUGAAAUUAUUCCUUGUUAAAAUUACAUCAGAACUCAUGGGUCAUAGUAAUUGGGUGUAGAUCUAAGCCUAUUGAAAUUUGGAUUUGUAAUCCUUUUGUUAUCUCAACUAUUUGAUUUUGUUGCAGGCAACAAUGUUCAGCCUUUCUUCAAAAUGGCAUUAAACAAUAACAAUGAUGCUAAA